Molecule: messenger RNA, 1665 nt
Organism: Fulvia fulva
Lineage: Eukaryota; Fungi; Ascomycota; Dothideomycetes; Mycosphaerellales; Mycosphaerellaceae
Product: putative 4-coumarate--CoA ligase 1
Exons: 4
Coding region: 1-1665 (554 amino acids)
Biological process (GO): secondary metabolic process
Molecular function (GO): CoA-ligase activity
Source: RefSeq, a predicted model, not a curated record
AUGCCGCACAAGUCGCCAUACCCUGAUGUGGAUAUCCCUGAUGUCGACAUCUGGUCGUUAUUGUUCGACCGGCAGAAACGGCCAUAUCGCCAUGAUAAGCUCCUCCUCCAGGAAGUCAACUCAGCUCGGAAAUACUCAUACAAGAACCUGAGGCAGGCUUCCAUCGCCUGCGGCCAAGGCUUGCGGGAUGCAUGGAAAUGGCAGAAGGGCGAAGUGUUGGCCAUCUACUCUCCAAACGAUGUCGACUAUGCCGCUGUGAGUCUGGGCUGUCACUGGGCCGGUGGCGUCGUGACCACGGUGAGCCCGGCAUGCACGACCGAUGAGCUUGUGGGACAGCUGCGGGAUUCUGGUGCUCGAGGAAUAGUGACACAUCAAUCGUCCAUUGACAAGGCGAAAGCUGCCGCAAGAGAAGUCGGUAUACCUGAAGACCGUAUUGCUCUCAUGGGCCCAGAAGCUGCAGGUGCCGGCGCAAAGCACUUCACUGCUCUGACGGGAAACUCUCAUCGGUCAACGGAUGAGCGACGGCCAUUCGCUAUCAACCCGCGAGAUGACUUGGCGUUCUUGGUGUUCUCGAGCGGCACAACAGGCAAGCCAAAGGGUGUGAUGUUGAGUCAUCGCAACAUCGUAUCGAACAUCUCGCAGGGCGCUGUCAGUUCGGUAGGCAAUCUUGGUUGCGGUGAUGGCACAACUGGAUCUGGGGACAAAGUCAUGGCGUUCUUGCCAUUCUACCAUAUAUAUGGCUUAACUGUCCUGCUGCACUUCGGAAUCUGGCAAGGCCUCGAAUCAUUCGUAAUGCCGCAGUUCGAUAUCCGCCAGUUUUGCGAAACUGUGCAAAGGCACAAGAUAACAUACGCCAACAUAGUGCCUCGGGUAGCGGUGGCGCUUGCAAAAGUGCCAAUUGUGGAAAAGUAUGACCUCAGCAGCAUCAGGAUGCUGAACUCUGCAGCAGCACCGCUGAGCAAAGAACUCGUGGAGCUGGUACACAAGCGUCUCAGCAUACCGAUCAAACAGGCAUUUGGCCUCAGCGAGACCAGUCCUGGCUUGACUCAGCAAGAUUGGAAUGAUUGGGACCGAGGGAUCGGAUCUGUUGGUCAUUUGUUGCCCAACGUCGAAGGUAAAGUCGUAGACAUGGAGAAAGGCACAGAGCUCGAUGUCGAUGGUGUUGGAGAGCUGUGCUUUCGAGGGCCGAAUAUCUUCAAGGGGUACUUGAACAAUAUCGCCGCAACCAAAAACUCCCUCACGGCCGAUGGGUGGUACAAGAGUGGCGAUAUCGGCUACGUGGAUCGCGACGGCCGUUUCUUCAUCACUGAUCGCAUCAAGGAGCUGAUCAAGUACAACGGCUUUCAAGUCGCUCCCGCAGAGUUGGAAGGACUGCUGCUGAAGCACCCGAAAGUGAAAGAUGCAGCCGUGAUUGGUGUCUUCUCCCAAGAGCGGCAGACUGAACUUCCACGAGCCUAUUUGGUGCUCGAUGAAGGCGCAGCAAGAUCAAAGGAGACGGCCGAGGAAAUAGCGCAGUGGUUGGGCGCGAGGGUGGCGAAUUACAAGCGUCUGCGAGGAGGUGUGCGCUUCAUCGAUGCCAUUCCAGCAUCGGCUGCCGGGAAGCUGCUGAGGCGGGAGCUGAAGGUCAUGGCUCAGGCGGAAGAGAAGACCAGAGCCAAGCUGUAG